AUGACUACUGGUGUGGCUAGAGUGGCUCAAGUGGCUCAAGUGGCUCGGGUCGGUGGUCGUGGGCCGAAUAUCUUCCUUGCACUUGCCUUUUUUGAGCCUAUUCACAUACCUACUUCGCCGAUUCUCUCGUAUCAGAGAGCGGGUUUCAUAAUGUUCAACUGGGCCAAGCAACAGCUUGCGAAUGUCGCCGGCACCGAGGAGCCCAUCUACGGCCCGUCAGCCAUCCAAACCGUCACUGAACAGGCCAAGACUACUCCCUAUACCGAGUUAAAGAAGGAACACCUGAGAUGGAAGGUUCAGGACUCGACCAAUGUUGAAACUCAACAGUUCUACCUGCUGUCAGAGGAAGGGCACAUCGGACUGGCCCAGGUCAUCUACAGCGAUGUCAUGGGCAUAAGGACUGCUGCUCAGUUCAACUCCAAAAUUAUCUAUCCCGACGGCAGGCCGAGCCUCUGGUGUUCAACACCCCUCAAGAACUAUGGGUUCUCAGACGACAAAUACUCUUUUCACGCAGACGGCUGCUCUUUGGAAUUCUCCGAAGACGGAACAUACUACACAAUAAAGUCUGCUACCAGCAAUGAUUGCCUGGUCAAUCUCAAAGUCUCAAGAGCUGCGCCAGGUUUUAUUGCUGGAGAAAAUGGCACUACUCACUUUGGCACAGACCCACAGAAACCAUGGGGUUCUAUGUGGCACAAAUUCUGGCCCGUGUGUGAGGUUGAGGGCAGCAUGAUCACAAAGUCUGGCGAGAUUAACUUCAAGGGCCGAGGCAUGUACAUUCACGCUCUGCAGGGAAUGAAGCCGCACCAUGCCGGCGCCAAGUGGAACUUCGUCAGCUUUCAGGGUCCCGAUUACUCCGCAGUCAUGAUGGAGUUCACUACUCCUGCAUCGUAUGGCACCACUGUCGUCAAUGUUGGGGGUAUUGCUAAAAAGGGUGAAAUCAUCUUUGCCGGAGCAUCAAACACUGCCAAGCACGUCAAGAGCAAGGUCGAUGACCUAAACAACUGGCCAGAGCCUAGUGAGGUUGAGUAUAAAUGGACUGGGAAGACUAAAGACGGCAAAGACGCGACUGCAGUAAUUGCCGGAAACCUUGGACCACGUACAGACCGCGUUGAUGUCAUGGCCGAGGUGCCAGCAGUCAUAAAGAGCCUUUUGGCCUCAGCUGCAGGCACCAAGCCAUACAUUUACCAGUUCACGCCUACACUCAAGCUAAAGAUGGACAUUGACGGCGAGACUAUCGAACAGGAAGGAAAGCUCUUCAUUGAAGCCACAUUUAUCUGCUGA
Molecule: messenger RNA, 1281 nt
Organism: Pseudovirgaria hyperparasitica
Lineage: Eukaryota; Fungi; Ascomycota; Dothideomycetes; Acrospermales; Acrospermaceae
Product: survival factor 1
Exons: 6
Coding region: 1-1281 (426 amino acids)
Biological process (GO): response to oxidative stress
Cellular component (GO): cytoplasm
Source: RefSeq, a predicted model, not a curated record